AUGGAGCCCGGACGCGCGCUCUCAGCGGCCUCGCGCAGUUUAUCUGCCUCCUCGUUGAAAGACAGGCUCUCAAAAUUGACAACAACUCCAUUGCGACCGGUCGCGGCGCUGCAGGCGAACAUUGAUUUCGUCCCUGCCAAAGUACCGAGGAAAAGACGGCUGCAGAUGCUUGCAGUAGCCAUUUGGUCGGUGCUCAUUGUGAUCACGACGGUCACGUUUCUGCUGCUAUGGUCGAUACCCCCACUCUGGCCUCUUUUGACGUUCUACACCAUUUGGAUACGAUGGAUAGAUAAAAGCCCCGACUACGGCGGGCGACCAAGUCAUUGGUUCAGGUCGAUGGCGCUCUGGAGAUAUUUUGCGGAUUAUUAUCCUGCUUCGUGUGUCGGUUGGUUGGAUUCGGGGAAGUUGGUUAAUCCGGGAUUUCAGGAAGCUGAACUGCCGGCUGAUAGGCCUUAUGUGUUCGGCUAUCAUCCUCAUGGCAUCAUCGGCAUGGGUGCCUUUGCAACAUUUGCGACAGAAGCAACGGGCUUCUCCAAAGCCUUCCCCGGCAUCAAGCCGCACCUCCUCACCUUGGCCUCAAACUUCAAAAUGCCAAUAUACCGCGAUAUCAUCUUGGCCCUCGGCAUAUGCAGCGUGAGCAAGCAGUCGUGCUCGAAUAUCCUGAAAUCUGGGCCGGGGUCCGCAAUAACUAUCAUCGUUGGAGGCGCUGCAGAAAGCUUGAGUGCGCGGCCGGGGACGGCGGAUUUGACGCUGAGACGAAGGCUCGGGUUCAUCAAAAUCGCGAUACAACACGGAGCCGACCUUGUGCCAGUUUUUUCUUUCGGCGAGAAUGACAUAUACCAACAAAUGCCGAACGAACGAGGUACGACGAUAUACGCGCUUCAGAAGAAAUUCCAGAGCAUCUUCGGUUUCACGCUGCCAAUGUUUCACGGGCGAGGUCUUCUGAACUAUAAUCUUGGGCUCAUGCCAUACCGCCGGCGGAUCGUGGCAGUCAUUGGCAAGCCGAUACACGUAACGCAAUGCGACCACCCCUCCUCGGAAGAGGUCUUCCGCAUCCAGAAGAUAUACAUCGACGAACUGACCAGGAUAUGGGACACUUACAAAGACGAGUUUGCGAGGGCGCGGAAGCGUGAGCUUAGUAUUAUCGAAUAA
This is a messenger RNA of Pleurotus ostreatus (oyster mushroom), 1152 nucleotides long. It is a transcript of the gene DGA1, whose product is annotated as diacylglycerol O-acyltransferase 1. Gene Ontology annotation, biological process: triglyceride biosynthetic process. The record is from RefSeq and is a predicted model, not a curated record. Gene Ontology annotation, molecular function: diacylglycerol O-acyltransferase activity. Lineage: Eukaryota; Fungi; Basidiomycota; Agaricomycetes; Agaricales; Pleurotaceae. The transcript has 13 exons. Gene Ontology annotation, cellular component: endoplasmic reticulum membrane. The coding region runs from base 1 to 1152 and encodes 383 amino acids.